UAUCAGUAUCGAUUAGUUAGAGUCGUUAACUCGUUAUCCACCAACCAAUUCGCUUCACCGUCACAUCCACUUCCUCGUCGAAAGCCUCCGGUCCACCAACUAUGCCGGCGGCCAUGGCGGCUGCGGCGGCGCAGAGGCUCCUCGCGGCGAGCACGAAAAUCAUCGGCGUUGGGCGCAACUACGUAGCCCACGCCAAGGAGCUCGGCAACCCGGUCCCAAAGGAGCCCGUCCUGUUCCUGAAGCCGACCUCGUCGUUCCUCCAUGCUGGAGUUGCCACCGCCGCCGUGGAGAUCCCGGAGCCGCUCGAGUCGCUGCACCACGAGGUAGAGCUCGCCGUCGUCAUCUCCCAGCGCGGGCGCGACGUUCCUGAGGCGUCCGCCAUGGACUUCGUCGGAGGUUAUGCACUUGCUUUGGACAUGACAGCAAGGGACCUUCAAUCUGUUGCUAAGUCUGCAGGCCUUCCAUGGACUUUGGCUAAAGGACAAGACACCUUCACUCCAAUUAGUGCAGUAGUUCCAAAAUCGGCUGUCACUAAUCCCGAUGAUCUCGAGCUCUGGCUAAAGGUAGAUGAUGAACUAAGGCAGAAAGGACCGACAAGUGACAUGCUAUUCAAGAUUCCUUUUCUGAUCAGCUAUAUCAGUUCCUUCAUGACAUUAAUGGAGGGUGAUGUGAUACUAACAGGUACCCCUGAGGGUGUGGGUCCUGUCCGAGUAGGUCAGAAGAUCACAGCUGGUGUAACUGACCUAAUUGAUGUCGAGUUUGAUGUUCAGAGGCGCAAUCGGUCAUUUUCCACAUGAUGCAAUAAGCAAGAAAGUAAUGGUGAAUACAAAGCGCAGUCCUCCACCGUGAAUCGCUUUCCUGGACCUGGAGCAAUUGCAGAUAGCUGUUGAGCCUUAUUCUUGAUUUAGUUUACCCGGGUCCGGGGAGACUAUCUAUGAAUAUGCUAACUCGUUCCUGAAGUAUCUUUUCUCCCAGAUGAUUGAUGGAGCUUUAAGCUCGCUUUCUGCAUGCAACAAAAAAAUAUAUAUAUCCCAUUUUUUCUCUACCCUGCUUUGAGAAUACUGCAGCAGCGAUUUGAAACAGCUGUGCUGUGCACUGCCGAUGAAAUACACUGAAACGAGUGCGUGUCUUGCAGCGCAGAACAAAUAAGGUUUUACUUUUACAAGUGUUCACAA
This is a messenger RNA of Sorghum bicolor (sorghum), 1175 nucleotides long. Its product is annotated as acylpyruvase FAHD1, mitochondrial. The transcript is spliced from 8 exons. Gene Ontology annotation, molecular function: acetylpyruvate hydrolase activity. Gene Ontology annotation, cellular component: mitochondrion. Bases 102 to 797 code for a protein of 231 amino acids. The record is from RefSeq and is a predicted model, not a curated record. Lineage: Eukaryota; Viridiplantae; Streptophyta; Magnoliopsida; Poales; Poaceae.